AUGUCACAGGCAGAGCAGCUGGACACGUUACAGGCUCUCUUUCCCUCACACAGUCGAUCCCUACUCGCCAAAUACCUCGCAGCGUCCAGCUACAACGUCGAAAGAGCCUUUGCCGCUAUCGAGCGGAAUGAGGCGAUCGUCGAGGCAGGCGGGAGCAGGAAGCGGCGUAGAAAGAAGGUAGAGAACGAGGGACUCGCUGGGUGGAUCCGGCGGGACAAGCAGGUGAAGACGGGCGAGGUACUUAUCCUGAGUGACUCGGAGGACGACAAGGACCCCCUUCCUUCCGCUCCUGCGACCAGCAAAUCCGCGUUCGACCUGCUCAAGCCCUCGAGGACUCCUGCUACUGCCUCUCAGCCCGCACCGACCCAUGUCAACCUUCCCCCGCUCACCGUCUCGACCCCUGCCCUCGUUGCGAAACACACGAACGGGCUCGUGACGCUCGUUGAGGAUGCCUUGCCGCCCGAACUCGCUGCACGACUGUACGUCAAAAUGGUGAAGGAGAGCGUCGGGGAAGGAGAGGGAGACAGGGCUUGGUCGCAAAACAAGUGGUACCUCGUCGACCGAGAAGUCACUUCGCCUCAUACUUCUUGCUUCUACCGCGAAUUGCCGGAGAAGCUGAGUGCGGAAGCAGGCUACGAUGCCGCUGGUUUCGACGAGUACUGGUACAACGGUGUCAAACGGACUGCUCGCGCUUUCACCCGCGACCAGGACGAAGCCCGCCAACUCGUCGGCGAGUUCGUCCGCACGCUGCUGGCAGGUCGAGAGCGACAUCCGCUCGAAUGGGACGGUGACUGGCUGCCGAACGUCGCGGUCGCCAACUGCUACCGCGGAUCGAAGGAAAGCGUCGGGUUCCAUUCGGACGUCCUGCAGUACCUCGGGCCGUAUCCGACCAUCGCCUCCCUCACACUUGGCUGCACCCGCCCUUUCCGGCUACGGCCUUUCAUCCCAUCUUCGCAGUCCUCCUCAGACGGUUCCGCCCAGCCUCCACCUCAGAUCCGUACGCUCGACAUCAUUCUCCCGCACAACUCGCUCCUCAUCAUGCACGCCGGCUGUCAAGAGCGGUACAAGCAUGCGGUACCGCCUAUGAACGGGAUGGACGUCUUUCGAUUGCCUCGAGGAAGCCUCGAUACGAGCGAGGCGUUCCCGAGGGAGGAGAAGGACGAGCUAGAGCGCAAGAAGUGGAACGAGCGGAUCAACCUCACCUUCCGACACUAUCGCGCCGACUUUGCUCCUCGCACGUCCUUCUCUCCUCCCGGCUACCUUGGCACGCCUCUCUGCGCCUGCGGAGUACCCUGCACCCUCCGCCCUGACGGUCGCGGCCGCGCACGGGCAUCCCUCGCCCGACAGCACGGCAAGGCAGCGGAGGGAGACGAGCAGGACGAGAUGGUCUUUUUCUGGGUCUGCAAUGCGGGCGCGGCGAACGGCGGCAAAGGGUGCAACACGUGGAGGCUGCUGGACAUGGAGAAGGAAGGUCGGGGGAAGUGGUUUGCGGGCAGGAAGAAGCGAGACGAGGAGGACGAAGCGGUCAAGGCGGGAUAG
Messenger RNA from Rhodotorula toruloides NP11, 1539 nucleotides. RefSeq names its product ubiquitin system component Cue. Gene Ontology annotation, molecular function: ubiquitin binding; dioxygenase activity. The record is from RefSeq and is a predicted model, not a curated record. The coding region runs from base 1 to 1539 and encodes 512 amino acids. Gene Ontology annotation, biological process: DNA repair; DNA alkylation repair. NCBI's taxonomy places the organism in Eukaryota, Fungi, Basidiomycota, Microbotryomycetes, Sporidiobolales, Sporidiobolaceae. The transcript has 4 exons. Gene Ontology annotation, cellular component: nucleus.